Melampsora larici-populina 98AG31 is the source of this 603-nucleotide messenger RNA. RefSeq lists its product as uncharacterized. The transcript is spliced from 4 exons. Bases 1 to 603 code for a protein of 200 amino acids. The record is from RefSeq and is a predicted model, not a curated record. NCBI's taxonomy places the organism in Eukaryota, Fungi, Basidiomycota, Pucciniomycetes, Pucciniales, Melampsoraceae.
AUGUGUGGCAAUAUCUGUGAAGAGUACCAACCGGGCAUGCACCAUAUGGUCCUUUCAAGCCCAAUUGCUCCUUGCUUGAUAUGGUUGGGUCAAGUUGGUUGUGAAAAGGUCACCAUUUUCAAUAGUCUCACCUGCCAGGCGUUUGUUGAUUUGCUUGCCAAAGCAACCAAACACAAGGGUUCGGUGAUGAUCUUUACUGAAAAUGAAAAUGAAAAAGCCAAAAAGGUGGCCCAGACCUGUGCCGCGAAAGAGUUGAUUGCUUCAGCCAGAGGUCCCACAGCUGCUGAAGCACAGGUGGGUGUUCUAACCAAGGAGCUGGAGGAUGCGCGUAACCGCAUUGCCCUCCACGGGUUAACAGCGCAACUUUUUGAUGAAAAAUCUCAAAAGGGCACCUCCGGAGACGGUGCAAUCUUGGUUUGCCCAUGGGAUCCCACUUUCCUAUAUUGCUUGACUUGGAACGGGGCAUGGGUCUGGGCCAAAGCCGUGCAAUCCGGCAUGGCCACUUGCGAAAAUCCGCCCCGAACGUAUGAAUAUCUCACCAUCAUGAAUAAAGCCCGUGUCUACCACAAGGAUACCUCCGUCAAUGACCGAGUGAAGAUGUGA